This is a messenger RNA of Doryrhamphus excisus (bluestripe pipefish), 5100 nucleotides long. Lineage: Eukaryota; Metazoa; Chordata; Actinopteri; Syngnathiformes; Syngnathidae. The record is from RefSeq and is a predicted model, not a curated record.
UGUCAUCAAACACGUUCUGUUUGCUGUCUUUGAAUUUUUAAACACACUAUGCACACUGCCUAGAACAGAGCCCACAUACCGUACAUUGUAGCUUUUGUUGGGGCAGCAAUAGAAGCUCUCUGAAUUCUACAUGUCUUCAUUACUGGACCACGGCCUGAUUAGGACAGUGGCAGUGGACCGGGUGGUCGCCCCGUUCGCGUGUCACCUGUGUCACCUGGUACUGCUAUGUGACAGCUUGGAGGACCCUAAACACUUUAGCCAGCUGGAGGAGGCGGCUCGGUCUGUGGCUAAAACUACUGCCAAUAUGGCGGCAGUGGCCUCCAGACAAGUUGCAGAGACUGAUGACGAUGUGCUACGUAAGGAAAUGUCCUCUCUGCUGGAACCCGUCACAGUGUCAGGCCAACAUGUGCUGCUGGCGGCCCAGAAGCUCAGCAUCCAACCCGACUUGACUGAGCACAAAGAGGAACUCAUCACUGCUGCACAAACGGUUUUCCUGGGAGUGGUCAAAGUUCUCUUAGUGGAUGACAACUCCACAGUAAGAGAAGUCCUAGCAGCUGCAGAUCAAGUGUCAGAGCAUCUCUCUGACCUCGGCUCCAGCUCGGACAUCCAUUCCCUGCUCAAAGCCUUUCAAGUGUUUUCUGACUCCUUGCUUCAUCUCAGCAGUCUAACCGCUGACAGAGCUGACUCCUUAAAGGAUCCCCGACAGGCCAAAGAGCUUAGAAACUCCUUGGAGAUCCUAAGAAGAUGUAUCCCUAUGCUUCACACCGCUACCUGCACCACCAUCAAGCACCCGACAAGCAAGGAGGCUCAAGCAGCUAAGAAGUUCAUACUGGACAAGGUGCAGAGCACUGUGGACAACAUUGUCAGCACUUUGAAAAGUGAAUGUCAAAGAGGAUCUCUGGGAACGUGUGGUUUUUACACUGAGAGGAGAAUCAGUUUGUUGCAGCUGCUUGAGGGUUGGUCCAACAUGUCAGGUCAUGACUUGGACAGCCUGGUUCGAGAUCUUGUCUUUCACUGCAUGGCUGUGGCCAACUCUUCUCCAAGAGAGCUUCAGCAAAAACUGGUGCUGCACUGUCGACAUGUUCUUCACUUGUGGUCCGAUAUGAAAUACCUUUUGAGGUCCUCUGAGGAUCAUCAGCAGCAUUUUCGGAACAUCUUUGCUUCAUUAGAGGAACUCCUUGAAGGUCUCGACAAAGCAAUGAUGGCUGCCGUUCUUCAUCAACUCUUGGACACGUUUCCGGUAGCGUCUUCUGUCUUUGAGGAACUUUCCAAUGUGGUGAGGGAAGCUCUGGUUGUGGGUUCCUCCACAGAGUCUGAUCUAAGCUUUCUUCAACCACCAGUUGAAGAGUUCAUAUCGUACUCGGAUAGAAUGAUAGAAGUUGCAUGCUUUUUCUCCGCAGUAACCAAGGAUGCAAAGAGCCUAGAGAACGUUGAGAACUCCAGAGUGUGUCUGAUGAGACUGAGAGCCCAGAUUUCUCCUCUGUCUCUGGAAUUGACUGAUAACUCGGUACAAACUCUUGAAAAGCUUAAUGAAUGUUGUCAGAACUGGCAAGAAGGAUGGAGACAGCUCCACGAUGCUGUCAGCGACGUGAUGGACAUCAGAGUGUUUACAAAUUUGGCUCUGACAGAGAUGGCAAAUGAGAGCAGUCGUUGUGAUGAUGCAUACAGGCAACAAAGCCAUGAGCUGUUUCGUGUGCAUGCGACCAAGCUAAUGUGUCAUAUGAAGCUGGUGAUGCGGUCUGUCAGGAGGCAUUUAGACCAGAGUGAAGACCCCAUCUACAGGAAUGGCCUCCUGGUCCUGCUCAAACAGGCGCACAUUUGUCAAAGCAAAGUGAGCCAGUCGGUCAGUGACAUGCUUGCAGGACACAGCAUCAACGUGGAGGCGUCUUCACCCUUUUCUGACAAUGUCUCUGCUGCUAUUCACCAUUUUAAAGUCCUCAGGGAGGGACUGGAUGGCCACCAGCAUCCACAUCUCCUUAGUCCCCUACGGGAGAGUGCCCGUCAGCCCCACGUCUCCGAACACAACUCCUGUGACUUAAAUGAGGAUCAUGGGCUGACGAGUUUGGAUUCGUCGCUCCUGAAGAUGAUUGACACGGAACAUGAGGAGGAGGUGUCAGAUAGAGAAAUCGUGGAAGUGGAGUUGUCUCAUAAAUUUGACGAUGAUUUAAGGAUAGACGAUAACUCAGAGGAGCCUAAACUGAUCCAGAUGCCUUUUGAAUUUGACCUUUUACCCCUCCUACAAGAAGUCGUGAGCGUGACUAAAGGCAAAGAUAUUGCAGCCCUCAACCAGGUGUGUACCGGCGUUCUUGAGCUGUCCAACUGCUACUCCCAAGCUACAAGGGAAGCUUUAGCCAUCAUGGAUGACAUCGACUGUAAGACUCUGGAAAGCUUCCGGGCUGAACUGGUGUCCCUGACACCUCUGCUGGUCCAGACUGCUCAAGAGUCGGCCAUGAGCUCCUCACUGAGUACUGAGAGUGUCUUUCGACUCAGCACACAGUUUUCCGACCUCAUCAACAACAUCCGGAAGACUCUAAUGCCGGGAACCGGACCCUGGUUUCACGUUAUUUAUGCUGAGAUGCGUCUCGCUCGACUGACGACGGCAGAUGUGAAAAAGCAGCUAAAUGAAGUGAUGACCUCAUGUGCUGACACCGUGCAGCUGCUGACGUUGUCACAUGUAACUCCUCAAACGGAUGAGACUUUGACUCUUCUGCACAACAAACUCAACAAAGCCCAGAACAAUACGAGGAAUCUAAUGGAGUUUAGGGGCUCACCCGAAGGGCAGGUUGAUCAACUGGAGGGGCUCUGCAUCCUUUGGGGUCUGUCUGUUCGCAUUUUCUUCAGUUCUCUGGACAGGAUUUUGGGAACGUCAAGAAACAUCAACCAACACGGCCCUCAAAAGCUGCUCUCAGUCUUAUCAGAGAGCUCACUGAGAAUCCAGGAGGCUUUGAACCUCACCAGUCUAACCUGUAAAAGUGUUUUUAAGUCCAAAGAGUUAACAGUACUCCAGGAUGAGUUGAAAACUCUGACUGAGCGGUACCUUCAAGCUGCGGAGGACCUCUGUGUGACCCCAAGUGUCUUGCAACUCGCUCAGCCAGAGCUCCUUCAGAGAAAUGUUAUCAUUAAGAUGAAAGAGCUCUCUGGGCUUCUGAGCAAAGAAAAUAACAGUUAUGACACCGUGCUCCACAACCUGCUCAAAAUGGCUUAUGUGGCAGAAGAAGCACAGCAAAGAUUUGAACAAUCAGCUAGUUUGCUUUUUGAAAACGUAAAAGCCGCCACCAAAAAAGUGGAAGAGAGCUUCAGCUACAUGCGGGACAUCCGUACACGUUCCAACCUGCGGUCCAUCAAUAACCAUCUCUGUUUUCUGAUGUCUGAUAUCAUCAGUGAGAUGUGCCUCGUUGUCCAGACUGGCUCUUUCUGCGACACAUUUAACCUGGAGGUUAAGAUUCAGUGCUGGUCAGCCAAAGCUCACUAUGUGGUGGAGGAGAUCAGUAAGCAGGAUGGGAUUCACCAAGAGGCAAAGGAGAAGAUCAGAGCAGGUCUACAAGGCAUGUUGCCAGAUGGACAUGUCCAGGCUGUUCCCAUUGCAUCUAACGUCAAAAGGCCUGAGAUUCUCCCAAGAAGGAAUAAAGAUGCUGCAGAAUCAAAGACGAUAGCUAUUAUCAAACACAGAACCCCAAACACAAUAAGAAAUCAAGAAAGUGACAGCUGGGAUCCCAAAGAUAACAGAAUAGUCCAGCAGACCAGAAAGAUGGCGGAAACGUUGUACCACAUGACUCAGUUUCUGAGGAACAGAGGUCCAUUACUGAACAAAGAGGCGUUUGUCUGUGCAGCCAAAGAUGUGAUGUCAAACUGCCAAUCAGUGACUGACUUCAUUCAAGUCAUAGCCAAUCACUGCCUGGAUGAACAGUGUGCACAGGAACUAUCCCUCAUAGUGGAGCAGAUUCUCACCAUCACAAACCAGCUCAGCAUCCUCUCCAGUGUCAAUGCUGUAACACCUGGCUGCAAAUCAUCUGAUGAGAUCCUGGUGAAGAACACGCAGAACCUUCUCCAUACAGUCCUGCGAGGGGUUCACGCUGCAGAAACAGCCUGCAUCACAGGUUUAAAGCAGCCUGACCCAAACUCAGCUGAAGCCGAGGCCAUGGCCUUGUGUUUCCAAUGGAAGAGAAACCUGGAGAUCCAUCGAGCCCAGGAGACGUCCAACCCACAAACUGACGAGCUGGGUUUGAGGAAGAUCUCAUCGCACUCUCUCGCACCGAGUCUGGUGUCUCCGGUGCAAGAUGGCUUCAAGUUAUCGCUUCAAGGGGAAGAGCCCAGUCCUGCUAAUUUGGCUUGCCUAGGGUCACUGUACUGGGAUUGGAUCAGCUCCGCCAGGGCCUGGACGGGCAAGUUAUGCACUGCAGGGGGUGUAACAGCCGAGUCCAAUGAAACUGUGGGUGGACUGACAUGUGGGGACUGAUCAGAUGCUGAGUCUGUGUUUUUUGUCCCUUCCAAAGAGCCACGGCAUUGACUUGAGGAGGUAGGUUGCAGUGGAGGAGUCUCAUUCUUAACUGGAUUUUUCCAAAUACCCACUUUCUUGGGAGGAUCUACCUGAUCCUUCUGGACAGGCUCAGUUUGACUACGGAAGUCGUACAGACUAAUGCCACCCAGGAUUGUUGUGGGGCUUUCCAGGAUGCCUCCAGAAGAAGCCGGUCGAGGCGCAUAUGGUGGCAGCCUCUCAGACAGGAUCCAUCUGGACUAUUUUGACCAGGCGUGGGGAGCAAGCCCACACUUGGGGGAGGCUUGGGAAGUGGGGAAAUGCCUUGUUUCCUCAGGUCCUCCAGCUCCAACUCAUCCUCACGGGCAUUUUCGUCUUCAGUAUUAAUGAUCUGAUUAUCUAUACCGGAAUAUAUAUCCGGUAUAUUAGAUGUGGUUUUGUUAGCUUUAGUAGAGUACGUUUUGACUAUGUCUCACAUUAUCAAGCACCUCUUUGGUCACAUCAGUCAGAGCAUUAAUGGGAAAAUUUACAGUUGUCGCCUUGAUAGCACACUGUAAGAAAAUCCAAGUUGACUCAACUCAAAAUAAUUUGUAACCUUGCUGCCUUAAAAUUUUGAUUAAAUCUAG